Molecule: messenger RNA, 6092 nt
Organism: Lytechinus pictus (painted urchin)
Lineage: Eukaryota; Metazoa; Echinodermata; Echinoidea; Temnopleuroida; Toxopneustidae
Product: reticulocyte-binding protein homolog 2a-like
Exons: 5
Coding region: 251-1432 (393 amino acids)
Biological process (GO): positive regulation of DNA-templated transcription
Cellular component (GO): nuclear body
Source: RefSeq, a predicted model, not a curated record
GAUUUUACGACGAACCCGAGAGUGAAGUAAGAGCCCGAACGUGAAAUUAUGCAUGCAGAAAUAUCGCGGGAAUGUAUAGUGUGCACGAAAUUACAGCCAUAUUUUUUUUUGAGCUAGCGCGCGCGCGCUGGUAUAUGUUGUGUGUUGUUGUCCGUCCCGGGGUUCUACUACGAAAUUUUACGAGACGAAUGGACGACCGACCUUUAUUUUCACCUGAAUUUUUGCUUAAAUUUUGUCAUAAAUUAUAAUCAUGUCGCAUAAAGGGAUGCAUGGAGAUGCGUUGAAUAGUUCUGGAGCUCACUGGAGAGAUGCAGAAACUAGACUUUUGAUAAAGCUUUGGAGACAGCCGCAAACUCUUGUAGAAGUCAACGAUUCAUCUUCCAGACAAAAAUCCGUGUACCAGCGACUCGCGAAGAUCCUUGUUGCAGCGGGAUACUUUCGGGAUGCAGGUCAGAUUAAGAAUAAAAUUCGCACAAUGACAACGAACUUCAGGAGGUUUUCAAAAAUGAGGUCGGAGGACAGAUCAAGUUGGACGGGACAGGGCAAGCAAAGUUAUCAAUACUUCAAUGAAUUGCGUGAAUUCGUAGACGUCGAAAUAUCAGGCGAGGCGAGUAGACAUGAUGAUGAUGAUGGGGACAGCUCGAACUCUCCGGGGGCACAACAACAAAAUACGCAAGUGGCAGUGGUCGGGCGCGGAGAAGUUACAGGGUGUCGAUUGCAAGUGCAACGUAUAAAAUUAGAGGACAAUCAUCAGCAAGUACCUGCUCUACCAAGCUCAUCCUCAGUUUUGUUUGACACGGGCAGCUCCAAUUUGACAAAUAGCAUGAAUGAUGGAGCAGCCCUACUUUUAAAUCAAAGAGAUACAUCUGAUCAUCAGUUACAUCAAUUACCUAAUGGCAACUUUGAUGCUGAUGAUAGCCAAGAAACAGAAAUUGUGGAUUCCCAAGAGGUUGAAGUAGGAUGGAUUUCAGAUGAAGACGAAAUAGGAGAACCAAGGACCAAAGUCAGAUGUCGUACGGAUUUGAGUAAUAACCACCACAAUUCAAAGAGAGAAAGCAGAAGGAGCCUGAAGAAGGAUGACACAGUGAAAGAGCUUGUGAAGAUACUAAUGGAGAAUAAUAUGCAGCGUGAUAAAGUUUUCAUGGAGGCUGAAGAUGCUCAUCGAAGAAUGGAGGCAGAGAGACACACCGAGGAGAUAAGACUUCUGCGGGACCAGAUACAGCUUGAGCGGGAUAGAUUACAAUUUGAGCGGGAGGAGAGGGAAAGGAUGGAACUCGUUAGGAGAGAAGAAGCAGCAAGAGCUGAAAGACUUAGGAGGGAAGAAAUGGAAAGGUCAGAAAAGGUGCGUCUAGAUGAGAGAGAUAGAGAAGAGCGACGUUUUACAUUGAUGAUGGCUCUGAUAAAGGGGGCACAGAAUCAUCAUGGCAGUUAAAUUUUAGCAUGGAUAUGGACUUAAAUCUUCUGAUCUGCAUUCCAAAUUACUAUCAAGGAUCACGUUUAUCAAAGUUUAUCUCUCUAGAGGGUGCGAAGAUCCAUGCAGCAAUCAACUGAUAUUUCCAGUUACUAGUACAUGUACCUAAUUUUGAGACCAAUGAAAGAAAAGAUAAAAUUAUCAGAAGGUAUUUUAAUCCAUUAGAAUUCUAAAUUCAAGAUGUCAUUGAAGCAAUCUCCUCUUUCUCAUCAGCAGCGCCCUUUAACAUUCCACAGCAAAAUCUGUUAGAUGUAUUCCUGAAGCCCCUUUGACAAUUGAUGGUGCGACUGCUUACAACCAUUGCGAUUCUUUGCAACAUAUUUUGUGACCAAGUGAUCACAAACGAUCGCACAAGCAAUUGUGAAAGUCACUUUAUCCAACCCAGUUUUAUCGUCUCGCCUGCAUAGCAGGGAGAGACUAUAGGCGCCGCUUUUCUGACGGCAGUGGCGGCGUCAACACCAAAUCUUAACCGAAGUUUAAGUUUUUUAAAUGACAGCAUAACUUAAAAAGUAUAUGGACCUACCGGUAGUUCAUAAAACUUGUACAUAAGGUUAAUCAAGUAUUACUGAACAUCCUGCCUGAGUUUCAGGUCACAUGACUAAGGUCAAAGGUCAUUCAGGGUCAAUGAACUUAGACCAUGUUGGGGGAAUCAACAUCAAAAUCUUAACCUAAGGUUAAGUUUUUGAAAUGUCAUCAUAACUUAGAAAAUAUAUGGACCUAGUUCAUGAAAAUUGACCAUAAGGGUAAUCAAAUAUUACUGAACAUCCUGCCUGAGUUUCAAUUAACAUGACAAAGGUCAAAGGUCAUUUAGGGUCAAUGAACUUUGGCCAAGUUGGAGGUAUUUGUUGAAUUACCAUCAUAACUUCGAAAGUUUAUGGAUCUGAAUCAUGAAACCUGGACAUAAGAGUAAUCAAGUAUCAUUGAACAUCCUGUGCAAGUUUCAGGUCGCAUGACCAAGGUUAAAAGUCAAUGAACUUUGGCCAUGUUGGAGGUAUUUGUUGAAUUACCAUCUUAAUUCUGUAAGUGUAUUGGUCUAGUUCAUAAAACUUGGACAUAAGAGUAAUCAAGUAUACAACUAUACAUCCUGUGCGAGUUUCAGGUCAAAUAACGAAGGUCAAUGAACUUUGGCCAUGUUGGGGGUAUUUGUUGAAUUACCAUCAUAAUUUUGAAAGUUUAUGGAUCUGAUUCAUAAAAUGUGGACAUAAAAGUAAUCAAGUAUCACUGAACAUCCUGUGUGAGUUUCAAGUCAGAUGACCAAGGUCAAAGGUCAAUUAACUUUGGCCAUGUUUGGGGGCAUUGUUGAAUAACCAUCAUAGCUCCGAAAGUGUAUGGACUAUGGAUCUAGUUCAUAAAACUUGGACAUAAUAGUAAUCAAGUAUCACUGAACAACUCACGCGAGUUUCAGGUCAUAUGACCAAAGUCAAAAGUCAUUUAAGGUCAAUGAACUUGGGCCAUUUUGGAAGUAAUAAUUAGAUUGCUGUCAUAAAUUACAAAGUUUAUAGAUAUAGUUUGUAAAAUGUGGAUAUAUGGGUUAUCAAGUAUUACUGACAAGUCUUAGGUCGCAUGAUCAAGGUCAAAUGUCAUUUAUUGUCAAUGAACAUGAUAGUAUUGUAUCAUAUGAAUUGUGUUUUUUGUGAAUAAUUAGUUUAAAGUAGUUUUCAAAGUCAGCACUGCUGCUAUAUUGAAUCGCGUGAUGCAGGUGAGACUGCCAGAGGCGCUCCACUUGUUUUUUAUCAGGUUUUUAAAUUUGGUAAAUGUUUUGCCCUUUCAUUCUGAAUCACCAACAGUAAACUGCAGCUUAUUGCAUAGUAAAUUUCCUGCAACAUGUUUUUUUAAAUUAUUAUUGAUAGUUACAAGGCAUCUGUCUCCUAACUAAAUAUAGGGAACCAUGUACAUAUAAUUUUUAAUGGAUUUGUCACAGUCAUAAUAUGAAAGGAAAGUAACAUUUUCUGCAUCUAUGUGAAUGCUGCCAUGUGAUGGAUCUUCCAAUAUGCAAUAAUCCAAAGCUCUGUAAUGGGUCAUACAGGUUUGAGACUUCAACUCAUUGAAAUUGUAUUCAAAUUAAUUCAAACACAGGGUCAGGGGAAAAUUUUAGGUGAUGCGACUUUUGCUCCGGCAACAAUUGCUCUGGGGUGGUAUUCUGAGGUCAUUUUAUCUUUAAAAUAUUUUAUUUUAUCUCUUAAAAUGAAAUUGGUAUUCUGAGAUGACAUUUUAUCUCUCAGAUAAAAUUUGAAAUUUUAUCUUGCGAAUAAUUUCUAUCUUGCGUAUCUAUGACGAUACGCAAUACAGAGCAGUGGCUGCGUAGACAUACCCAUCGCGUAUCUGGGUAUUGCAACGCGGAUGAUGUGCUUGCGCCCAAGUUACUUUGAAGAAAAAAAAAAAAAAAACUUAAAAGAGGGGAGGGGCUAUUUUAUCUCCGCGACAUUGAUUUCACCAAUAUUUCUAGGUGAAUUAACCCCAAAUAUUGACAUGAAAAUGAAGAAAAAUUAAAUAUUUAUUGAGAAUACCACCUUAACGUUAUUCCUGUACAAUCAGAAAGUAUUUCAUAAGACUUGUCUUGACUAAUUUUGUCUUUGAAAUGAUGCUUGAAAAGAUGCGAUAUAGACUUCGAAAAAAGAUGAGAGUAUUGUCCUCUUUGUUAAAAAGAAGUCUCAAUAAAGACGCGCAAGCGUAUAGUGCAAGCGUAUUUGAAGUCAAUAAAUUGACGCAAUCUCACUCCUUUGCCACACCUAUGGAUUUCAAUUGGUUGAGUGACACAAGAGAGCUAUAAAAGCGCGUUUCUAAUUGGAUAUUUAUUAAAAAGUAGGUGUGUCUUACAGAGAUAAAAUGAAGAUAAAAUUGUUCUCAGAAUACCAAUUCGGAGAGAUUUUAAGGGUAUUUUAUCACACUGAUUUUAACGGAGAUAAAAUAUUUCAUUUUAUCUGAGAUAAAAUGGAUCUCAGAAUACUACCCCUGGACUUUAUUUUGUCUCAGAGUAAGAUUUAUGGUUAGGGUGACUUGCAAUAGGGUUUUAUGUUAGGUUUAGGAUAGGGUAGUGUUUAAUCCAGGCUUGAAGUUGGUCAUUCCAUUAAUGUGUGAAAUUUUUAGUGGAGCAUAUAUCAUGGAACCAAAUUUUUGGUUCUUGUUAUUAAUUUUAUCAAAAUGAUAGAUAGGCUCAACUAUCAUACUGAUAAAAUUAACAAAACACCAAUUCAUUAUUUUGACAAAACAUUCUUAAGACGUAAUGUGAAAUGAAAAUAGAAAGAUGAAACAGCAAAAGCCAUACCGAAUUAUUAUGUCUUUAUGUCAGGUGAUCUUAAAGCACCUAUGUUGUAUGAGUGCACUUUGCACCAGCUGGCUGGUUUCAACUCUUAAUAUGUAAGAUAAGUUUUACUUCUCAGCUCAUCCUUGCCAUGUGAAAUAACUUAUUUCAUUAGUUUUUAUUCCCUUUCUAUACAAUACAAACUUUUUUUUAUAGAAAUGUGAGACUAAUCACACAUUCGAUAUUGUAAAUGAUAAACAUACUUACUUCUUUAUUUCAUGUUGUACAUGAAUUUAAAUUGAUGUGAUUUUUAUCAUUUUUACAGUCUCAUGACAAUUUUCAACUCUUUUGUAGAAUCAUUCUUUUAUUUGAAAUAAGAACCAAUUAUGUAUGCACACUUUUUCUAUAAGAGUGGUCCAUGUUCCUCAACUCUGACCUUUCCUGCUUGUUAUUUGGUGUAUAUUAUCAGGCAAAUUGAUUUAACUGAAGAGUAAAACACUACACAUUUUUUUUUAUCUUUUGGGAAAUGAUUACAUUCCUGAUCAAUGUUUUCAUUGUCAUGAUUUAUUCCAAAUGGUAGAACCUGUAUGUGAUAAGUUGGUAAAAUUAGACCUCAAAAUAAGAAAUACAUGGAUCUUUGACAACUGAUGCAUCUUUGAAGCUUCUCUUCCAGGUGGAAUAUUCUUGAUCUUUCUCACCUCUCUUUCCACACUUCUUACAACAUGAUGAACAAUAAACAUUGAAGUGGAAACCAUGAAAAUAGAUGUGAAAUAUCAUUCAAUACUUGAGGACAACUAUUCAUUUAUUCAUUGAAGUACUGCAUGUACAUACAGAUGUUAGGAAUAGGUAAAUAUAACAUGUAGUCAAAUUAAAUUUGCCACAGUCACACAGUGCUCUGCGUCAAAAAAAUAGUCAAUUUUGACCAAUCAGAGUGCAGUAUUCUUGUUUUCAAGCUGCUUUAUGUACUUGGCCAAUGAAAAGUGUGAUCUUGACCUGAUUAAACCAAUUCUUAUUUUGAAACCUAUACCAUUUUAAAGCAUACAUAUUCAGCUUUAUCAUGAUCUAAAAAUCAUUUGGGCUCAAACAAACAAAGUGUGAAAAUAGCAUCUUUUGUCAGGUGAAAAUAAUUAUUUCGUAGCACACUUUAGAUCAAAAUUUUAACCUAUAUUACAAAAUCUUUGAAUAAAUUUAAACACAUGACCUGAAAGAAUGAUUCUUCUUCUUUACAAUGAUACCAAAAUCAUGAAAUUCGAUGCACAAUUAGAGCAGCACCGAAUGAAAAGAGGUGUUUUGGUCCGCAUCAAGCUCAUUAAGUAUGCAAAACAUCUCGAGUCAUGAAUAUCACUUGGACCUGCCGUCUGAAUAAAUCUUCUGAAUUGA